AUGACUUAUGAAGAAUACAAUACAGCUAAAGAUAAAUUAGUCUCAUUAUAUUCAAGAAUGACCAAUAAUAACAUGCGCAACUUGGACACAAAAACUGAGACUUUUGAGACAAAGGAUGUAGUGAUCGACCACCCAAAUUUUGUAUUAAAAAAUUGUGUUUGUUCGCCCAGAAAGUCAAUUCAUUUGAUUCAAAAAAUUGAUAUUUUAAACUCUGUUAAAAUUGAAAAUUACUGUGGGAGUUUAUCGAAUUUGCGCAGUGUCGUUUGUGGGACUUAUGAACUUGUGAAUUACAUUAAUCCAACACCGGGAGGCCUUAUUCUACUUGGCGCACCCAAUGUCAUAUUUAAGAAGUGUACAGAUUUGGGUUUUAUGUUGGAUAGCGCCAAUAGGUCGAUUUCAAUGUACGACUCAUCUAUAACACUUAAUUUUCAAAUUGGAAACAAAAUAGAAAUGUUGAUAAUUAAAAACACAACAAUUAACAAUUUUAGUGGUCAACAGUUUUCUGAAAAAGAUGCCGUUGUUAAGAUGGAAAUUGACAAUUCGCACAUCCCUCAAAAUUUAUAUUCUCUAUGUUCAGAAGAAUUGAUUGAGAGUAAUAUCACUGAUUUUAAAGAACAACAAAACGUUAAUGCUCAAAGAGUGAAAUGUGAACACUGCGAAAAUAUUGUUUUGAAUAUUGAAAGUGAGACUUCACAUGUUGUAUUAGAGCAAUGUAAAAAGUGUUCUGUUGCUAUAAAAGUAAAUGAAAAUGUUCAAAUUGAUAAUUGUGAAAAUAUUCAUAUUGUUGAAAACAAACAGUUAUUACCACAGAACGACCAAUAUGCUGAUCAAAAUCGAGCAUUUGGGUUUGGGCAAACACGACCUAUGUUUUUCCAAAAUCAACACACCCAAUUGUUUUUAAAUGGAUUUAAAUAA
Entamoeba invadens IP1 is the source of this 915-nucleotide messenger RNA. RefSeq lists its product as hypothetical. The transcript has a single exon. Bases 1 to 915 code for a protein of 304 amino acids. NCBI's taxonomy places the organism in Eukaryota, Evosea, Mastigamoebida, Endamoebidae. The record is from RefSeq and is a predicted model, not a curated record.